AUGAUACCAAGCAAGCCACUCUUCGCAUUCGCGCUAUCCCUUUUCUCAAGGAUCACACCCACCCACGCCCUCUGCCGCUCUCCUCCCCCUUCGCAAGACGCCAACAACAUCGCCACCUCGGCCGAUGGUCUUAUAUGGAUAAUUCUUCCAGACAAUGCAAACACAACGCUUCACUAUAAGCAAGUAAACAUCCGCCCGCUCCCCAGUAUCCCAGGAGGAGGCUUUCUAGCCAUAGACGAGACAUCGCGCAUCCUCAUCACCAGUUUCCGGAACGGCACUCUCUACGGCAAUACCCAAAACGACAAUGCGCUUAUACCGGACUUGAAAGCAUACCUAAACCUGGUGGCUAAUGGUACUGCCAGUCGAAACAAAAUCGAAAAAUACGAAAUCAUCUUCUCGAACACUACUCAGGGGGAGUGGGUUGAGCUGCACACUACCGAUGUAGACAUGGGUACCAAUAUAAAUACGUGGUGGAUCGAUCACCGCGACUUCGCCGCUGCCAAAGUGAUCGGGCUCACGGUAUGUUUUAUGGGUGGUUCCGGCUCCAAGAAGUGGUAUCAAUUGUUCUUCAUGGUGAGUUGGACAGGGGAAAGUUGGGACGUGGCUGGGUGUGAUGAUGUCGCGGUGCAGAAGACGCUGAUUCCCGGGUUCGGGAAGAGGGAUGGUGAAGGAUGUUAG
This is a messenger RNA of Hypoxylon trugodes, 678 nucleotides long. RefSeq lists its product as uncharacterized. Bases 1 to 678 code for a protein of 225 amino acids. The transcript has a single exon. NCBI's taxonomy places the organism in Eukaryota, Fungi, Ascomycota, Sordariomycetes, Xylariales, Hypoxylaceae. The record is from RefSeq and is a predicted model, not a curated record.